AUGGCCGAUAACGAAGUCUUCCAGUACUCUAUAAUCUCGGCGCUCAUGGAUGGUGUCGCCUCGCACGGCACUCCCAUCGCCCGCGUCCUCGAGCACGGCGACCACGGCCUGGGCACCUUCCGCAAUAUGGUGGGCGAGAUGAUCGUGCUGGACGGGGAAGUGUACCAGAUGAAAGCCGACGGGUCGGUUGUGCACAUCACGGAUCCCGCGUCAACCGUCACGCCGUUCGCCACCGUGACGCGCUUCCGCCCAACGCUCCAAUCCCGGGUCACGGUAUCCGGCAAGGAUGGGCUUGAGGAGUACUUGACGCGGGCGUUUCCCGAGGCGAGGAAUCACUUUCUCGUGGUGAGGAUGGACGGCUUGUUCAGCAAGGUCCAUGUCCGGACCGCGGGCGGGCAGAACAUCCCCCGAGAGGGAAUGGUGGAUGUGUGCGCCAGGCAGACGGCGCAUACCUUUGAGCGGGAAAAGGGGACCAUUGUCGGCUUCAGGUGUCCGGAAUAUGUGAUGGGGAUCAAUGUGGCGGGGAUUCAUCUUCACUUCAUUAGUGAGGACAGGCAACGCGGGGGGCAUAUCCUGGACCUUUCGACGGGUGCCGUUGCAGUGGAUUUUGCCGCUGCGCAGAUGUCGAGGUUCCAUUUGGAACUGCCCACCGAAGACGGCGAGUUCAACCAGGCCAACCUGAAAUUGCAGGCGCAGGGCAUAAAGGCAGUGGAGGGUUGA
Messenger RNA from Chaetomium strumarium, 720 nucleotides. Its product is annotated as alpha-acetolactate decarboxylase. Lineage: Eukaryota; Fungi; Ascomycota; Sordariomycetes; Sordariales; Chaetomiaceae. Gene Ontology annotation, biological process: acetoin biosynthetic process. Gene Ontology annotation, molecular function: acetolactate decarboxylase activity. The coding region runs from base 1 to 720 and encodes 239 amino acids. The record is from RefSeq and is a predicted model, not a curated record. The transcript has a single exon.